AACCAUUACCGCUUUGCCCUUCAUCCCGGUGACAACCCUUCCAACACCGCCGCGUCCAGCGGAAUGAUCCGCCGGCUGACUGGUAAGCAACGCGCCCACUGAUGCUGCACGGGUGAUUGAGUAGUUUAAGGCUGACUGUCACAUGCGUUGCUGAUUUUUUUUUCAGCUUCCUCGAUCUGGUUCGGUGCUAAAGGAAAACUACAGUUAAACAUCCGGGGAUUUAACAUAAUUAGACUGUCAUUAACGACGUUUGCGUUGGAUUUAAAUCUCGACAGCUGACGCUUGUACUCCAAGUCCCGUGAUGCACUCUGGCGACUCACUUCGGCACAGGCAGCGAGCCAGUCAGCAGCAGGUAAACAAACCUAUCUGAGAGAGAAACAAAGCGUCUGCGCUGCUUUGCCUCCCUGCAUUCGUAAUGAUGAAAAGGGCGACAGCAGAAACAGAGGUGCCUUUUGUCAUCGCGGGUUAAUCUGAACCUAAAGCAGGAUUGUGUUUGAGCGGCGACGUAGAGUCGACGGCCAAAAAAAAAAAAAAAAAAAAAACGGUGGUUCGUGCGUUUAACCUGCAGCAGAAGAGGAGAGGUUGGCGUCUUCGCAUGAUGCAUUGCAGUGCCUCGGAGAAAAUGGGUGAUUUUAGUCGUGUGCUCAGACUAGGUGGUCUGGUUAGAGAUGUGGGCUGGCUUCUUUAGCUACCGUGUAAGAUUAGACCCGUGCUGGACUCCAGACGCAGCGUCCCAUGUGGUGCAACAUGGGCCCCAUCAUGCAGGAGCGCACGGCUUCCACAACACUGAAGCGCGUCGUUUCCAAGGAGAAGAUACGAGUCAAGAAUACUGAAAACAGCGGCUCACUUGCCAGCUCAAAUAAAUAUAACAAGACCACGAAAGCAGUGAGCCAAAUGAAAAAUGGUCUCCCAGGACCAGAUCAGGAUAAGGACGCAACAGUCGGGAAGAGGGGCGCUAAGUCUAAAAGCGGCAGGAUGAAGUCUGGUGCGUCACAGAAUGCAAGCAAAAUUUCAAGUCCCGAAGAUGAGGGAGAUUUAAGACCUCAACUUCGCAAACAGUCAUCUGCACACAGGAAAGAGGAAAAACGAGAAAACCAGCGGCUGUCGCCGUGCGGCGCUGAGCUCCUCCCAAAUCGUCAGGGGAUGGGAAAAAGUCGCCGAGCCCUCUCUCUCCCUAUUUCUCCAAUAUCGGGGCUACGGCACCCGUCCCACUCCCUAUCGCACUCCCCAGCCCCAACCCCGGAAGCACUACAGCAGCACUACAAUCACAAAGAAGACUCUGACAGUGCCAGCGAUCUGUCAGACUCUGAGCGGCUGCCUGUUCUCCCCUCGCCGUGCACCCCGUGCACCCCUCCCCACCUCAACCUCCGGGCGGAGAUCAUUAACACCAACGACUUCCUCCCGGACUUUCCGGGCCCCCAUGGGACGGCGGGAGACGAAGCUGAGAGCGAGAAACCCACCUAUAGUUACUCCGAUUUCCUGCCUCCUCCCUUCAACUGCUGGAGCCUGAGACAGCUGGCGGUGUUCCUUCACACGGAGGGCCGCGGUGCCCCUCGGCCCAAGCCUGUGGGGCCCUUAGAGAAGUACCUGGAGAGGCUGCUGCAGCUAGAGUGGCUUCAAAUCCAAACAGUGCAAGCGGAGAGCAGCCGCCCCCCCGGGGGCCGCGCCAGGCCGCAGAGCUUCCCUACUUCCAUGGCUGCUCCCGCCGCCGCCAGGCCUCACACAGCCCCGUCGUCCCGACUGAACUCCCCCAAAGGCCUACGGCAAAGCUCGCGAGCCUUCCCAUGUACGCCUGUCAACAACCCGCCGUCGCCUGCCGCGGCCCAGCACCAGCCCUCGCGCUUUCCCGUUUGUCCGCACUGUCACAUCCGCUACCCGCUGUGCAACGGGAGCUGCUCUGCCUACGCCUACCAGCGGCACUCACGGCUCAGCCCGUUGCUGGAGCGCAAGGCGCGUCCAGGAGCGGCGGCGAAGAGGAGCAGCAGCGAGACCCGAGCUGCCUCCACCGAAGGUCGGAGCCCCGGAGCUCAAGGUGGAGGGGGAGGGGCCCGGACGCCCGUUAGCCCCCCGGCCGGGAGGAGUCAUCUCAGGCACAUGCAGGCUGCAGGCAAUGCCCGGAAGCAACACCAGGAGGCCGGCGCCGACCAGAAAGGCCGAGGGCAGACGAGGAAAAGCCGCGUCAGAGCCAACUCCGAGACGGAUGUGAAAAAGGAGCCCGGCGGGGUUAAAGGCGCAGCCGCCGAGAAACGGGGACACGCCGCCAGCAAGAGAGAGCUCAUCGCUUCCAAGAGAGAUGAGAGGGACUGUCAGAGGGCGGAGGCGGGCGGUCAGGCCUCUAAAACUGCCACGAAAAGAGCUGCGAAGGAGCCAGCGUGUCUCUCUAAAGCGCCACCUGGUAGCCACAGCAUUCCUAAGCAAAACGGCAAAACAAAAAAUGUGCACUUUGUUGCUAAGUAACCCCUAUAGGCCUGAAGUGUAGUGCUUUAGUUAGUGGUUACUUGGUGAAGAUUUCUAAACCUAUGCUUGCUUCGUGUAAAAUCGGUGUAAAACUAACAUGCUCUAACUCUUAUACCGCAGGAUAAACAGCCUUUAAACAGUAGACAUGGUCCGUCAUUCAGCAGCUAGUAGACAAAUAGGAUAAUACAGGUGCAUCCUGAUGAAUUCUAAAAUCAUCACAAAGUUGAUUUUUAUUUCAUUAAUUUUAUUCAAAAAUCUAAAACCUGUAUAGGUUAAUUACACAAACAUAUAUGGACAUUCCUGUGUCUGCUGAAGUUUUAAGGGUCUGGUGUCUUUCAUCUUCCUCCGCUCACAGUCCUCUCAAGGCUUCGACUACUCCUGUGGCUUGGGCAGCUUUUGCUACAACAUUUUUUCCUUCCACCCAAUUUUCCAUGAACCAACAUUGUCUUAACAGCCAGCUUCUUUAGCAGUGACCUUUUGUGGUUUACCGGCCCUGUGACGGUGGGCCAUAGCUUUCUGCUGGACAAGAGUCCCAUCAGUGGACAUUCCCAUGAUUGUGUAGUCCAUAACAUCUGUAAUGAAAUGCUAAUUUAUUAUCACUUAUAUUCAGAUUUUUUGAGAAAAUUAAUUUUGAAUUUUAAUUAGCUGUAAAUCAGAAUAUUCAAAGUUAACAGGGUUAGAGUUGAACAAUUUCGCUUUGUGUCUAAAAUCGUUGAGUUUCACUUAUUUAUUCAAGCUACUGAAAAAAAAACGAGCUUUUCAAUGAUAUUCAAAUUUCAUUGAGAUGCAUCUGUAUUUGUGGCAAUUAUUUAAAAUGUAGAAUUAAAUGCAUAACGCUGAGCUCUGCUUAGACACGAGCCUCAGUAUGAACACGGGGACAGCUGGGAUUAUACUCUGAAUUUUAAUGCACUGGACUGUCAUUGCUCAGUUCUCUACUAAUGGCAAAAUAGAGAUAAAAUUAACUAAAAAAAAAACCAGAUAUGAGCAUAAGUAAUGCAUAAUCGGUGUUUAACACAAGUCAAUACAUUUCAUAAAAUACUCAAGCUACUUUCGAUGUUUGAAUGUAUUUUAUUUUUUUAAUUGUUUCAGUUUUUUUAUUGUUUUGUGACUCGUGUUUUAAACGUUUCCGCGUCUCUUCAGCAGAAGGGGAGGCACCGGCUCGUGGUGUGACUUGUCUGAGACGUUGUGCUGUUUUGUUUAGUUUUUUUUUCCCCCAAUCAAUUUGGGAUUUUUUUUAUUUUUAAUUUUUUGUUUCCAAGGGCUUUGCGUCGUCGAACGGAUUGAAUUGUACUCUACGUUAACUUAAUGUAUUUUGAAUAGAGCUGAGCUCGUCUUGUCAUCGGAGGUGGUAAAUCGUUUGCUACGAAUGUAAAUGUGUAUUUUUCCAGAAUUUCUAUACCAUAGUUCUAUUUAUGAGACAUGUCGUUGUGGUCGACUUUUAUUUAUUAUUGUCAUUUACAUGUUUACAUUGUCACCAAAAAAAAAAAAAAAAAAAAAAAGCUAAACAAAAAAAAGCUGAUUUUUCUUGUAGGAGAGCUGAAUGUAACUUCUCUGGGGUCAUCCUUGAAUUGAGUUUUGAUUCAUGGAGGGUGGAAGGCUGUAACUGGGUGACGGUAUAAAGUCACCUCCACAUUCCGCGACAUAUAUAACGUCUGUUGAGCAUUGUUAAUAUUACGGCGCUUUAUCUGUUUUGUAGUUUGAUUUAAACGUUCAAAGCACUAAAUGAUGUAAAUGUGAUGAAUUCUGACUGCACUCACUAAGUAUAUAUUUAUGUAAACAGUCAAAGCCAUAGUGAAACGGGUGAGGACAGAUACAUAAUGUUACUGUGUACUCUAUACACGAUGAAGCACGCUGAAAGAUUGUGGUAUUUUUCUCAGUGUUGGAUGCGAGUAUUUGUAAGGCAUAGAAAUAAAUGUUUUGGACACAA
This is a messenger RNA of Fundulus heteroclitus (mummichog), 4384 nucleotides long. RefSeq names its product family with sequence similarity 217 member B (gene fam217ba). The record is from RefSeq and is a predicted model, not a curated record. The transcript has 4 exons. Lineage: Eukaryota; Metazoa; Chordata; Actinopteri; Cyprinodontiformes; Fundulidae. Bases 736 to 2457 code for a protein of 573 amino acids.